Molecule: messenger RNA, 1710 nt
Organism: Setaria italica (foxtail millet)
Lineage: Eukaryota; Viridiplantae; Streptophyta; Magnoliopsida; Poales; Poaceae
Product: probable RNA-dependent RNA polymerase 3
Exons: 11
Coding region: 1-1710 (569 amino acids)
Biological process (GO): siRNA processing
Cellular component (GO): nuclear RNA-directed RNA polymerase complex
Molecular function (GO): RNA-directed RNA polymerase activity
Source: RefSeq, a predicted model, not a curated record
AUGGCUGUAGAAGCAAUUGUGGGAAAUGGGGAGACCAUUCUGUUCUGGAAGGACAGGUGGCUGAAUGGCAAAACCAUGGCGGAGAUUGCACCUAACUUUAUACUUGCCAUUCCCAAGAGAAUAGUUAGAAGGCGAACUGUGGCUGAGGCCAUCAGUAACCAAAAAUGGGUGUCUGACAUCAAGGGCGCCUUAUCUGUCCAGGUUCUGGUGGAAUACCUCCAGUACGAAUCUGGACAAAUUGCUGUUCAAGAUGGGGAGCACUUGAUUCAUACUGAUGGGACUGGCUUAAUAUCAGUAGAUUUAGCUAGGAAAUGCCCCACCAGUGUCUUCAAGGGAAGCUUUCUUAAGGCAUGUGACCUGCCUCUUUUAAUACAGUUCUGUUUGUUCCAUAAUGGAUAUGCUGUGAAGGGAACCCUUCUAGUUGAUAAAAGGCUUCCCUCUGAGACAAUCUGUAUAAGACCAUCAAUGAUAAAAAUAUACGGUGAUAAAAAUUCAUCUGGAGAGAAGCCAUUUAACUCUUUGGAAAUAAUUACUACAAGCAACCGAACUAAAAGGACAUUGAUAUCAAGGUUCUUAAUUUCACUACUUCACUAUGGGCGGGUUCCAGCAGAGUAUUUUGUGGAGCUUCUAAGGAGGGCACUUGAAGAUGUCAAUAAAGCUCGUCACAAGCCUAGAGAUUCACUGGAAGUUGCAUUUAACCAUGCUGACCUGGAUGAUUCAAUGUCGGCACGAAUGAUUCUAUCUGGAAUUCAACCAGAAGAUGAGGCAUAUUUGCAAUUCCAGCUAGCUCUAAUGACUAAGGAGGAAAGAAAAGGACUCAAACAAGGAAGGAUCCCGAUUGAUGAAUGUUAUUAUCUAAUGGGCACAACAGAUCCGACGGGGACUCUGAAAAAGGACCAAGUUUGUGUUAUACUAAUAUCACGGAGAAAGACAGAACAAAAGAAGCCUCAGGAUUAUCCUGGAUCCAAAUUGGAACGCCUGUUAUUCCGCGAAUACUUGAGAGCUCGGUUUACACCCAGUUAUGUGCUGGGUGCAGCUGCAGAUUGUUGGUUGGCAUUUAUGGAUCAGCUCUUGACAGGCGACAUUCCUAAAAGCGAACGGAAAAUGAUAAAGAGGAAGAUGCUUGACUUGGUUGACAUUUAUUACUUGGCUUUGGAUGCUCCAAAGUCAGGAGAAAAGAUCACUGUUCCUGAAGAGCUAAUGGUCAAGCAAUACCCGCACUUCAUGGAACGGGGAAGAUAUCCUGACUACCAUUCAGCAUCCGUGCUGGGCAAAAUCUAUGAUGAAGUAACGUCACAAGAGUCUGAAGCUGGUCCUUCAAUCAUAUCUGAAGAUUACAAGCGUCGUUGGGCAGCUCUUUAUCAGGAGUACUUGAGGGAAAGCUCUAAACUUCAUAAGCUGGAGAAUAAGGCGGAAAGGAACACCAAUUUCCGCGAACUCUACCAAGAGUACAAGUGGAUGCUGUACAAGGCCGAGGAGUUUGAAUACAGCCCAAGGGAGCGCUUCGAUCUCUUCAACGAGGCCUGCGCGGUGUACCAGGUGGUGUACGAGCACGCCGUGCCCCGCAACGAGGUCAGCAAGUGCGGCUUCGCGUGGAAGGUGGCCGGCCGCGCGCUGUGCCAGCUGUACACGCUGAAGCACGGCGGCGACACCGUGCUCUGCUCCUUCUCGGUUCUUGAGGGCGCUUUCAAGAAGAACCGCGCGCCGUAG